Molecule: messenger RNA, 421 nt
Organism: Synchiropus splendidus (mandarinfish)
Lineage: Eukaryota; Metazoa; Chordata; Actinopteri; Syngnathiformes; Callionymidae
Gene: lhb
Product: luteinizing hormone subunit beta
Exons: 3
Coding region: 5-421 (138 amino acids)
Biological process (GO): ovulation; G protein-coupled receptor signaling pathway
Cellular component (GO): cytoplasm; extracellular region
Molecular function (GO): hormone activity
Source: RefSeq, a predicted model, not a curated record
AGCAAUGAAGGUCCAAACCCUGCUCUUCACCUGGCUGAUGGGAAGUGCUGCACGCUUGACUCCCGCAGAGGGCUUCAAGCUGCCGCCCUGCCAGCCGAUCACGCAGACGGUGUCCCUGGAGAAGGAGGGCUGCCCCAAGUGCCACACGGUGGAGACCACCAUCUGCAGCGGCCACUGCGCCACCAAGGAUCCGAUCCGCAGACUGGACUUGACCAGCAUGUACCAGCACGUCUGCACCUACCAGCAGGUGGAGUACCGCAGCGUCCGCCUGCCGGACUGCUCGCCGGGAGUCGACCCCGUCGUCACCUACCCGGUGGCCUCCAGCUGCCACUGCGGCCUGUGCACCCUCAACACGUCCGACUGCACGUUUGAGAGCCUGCAGCCCGACUUCUGCACGAACGACAUCCGCUUCUACUACUGA